AGAAGGUAUGGCAGAAGCUGUCAGCUCGAGCAGGGACUGCCUUCAAGCAGGAGAGUCCUGCACCAAUGACCCCAUCUGCAGCGCCAAAUUCAGGACCCUCCGGCAAUGCAUCGCAGGCAAUGGAGCCAACAAGCUGGGCCCUGAUGCCAAGAACCAGUGCCGGAGCACCGUGACAGCCCUGCUCUCCAGCCAGCUAUAUGGCUGCAAGUGUAAGCGAGGCAUGAAAAAGGAGAAGCACUGCUUGAGUGUCUACUGGAGCAUCCACCACACGUUGAUGGAAGGCAUGAAUGUACUGGAGAGUUCCCCUUAUGAGCCGUUCAUCAGAGGCUUUGAUUACGUCCGGCUGGCAUCCAUCACCGCAGGGUCUGAGAACGAGGUGACCCAGGUGAACCGGUGUCUGGAUGCCGCCAAAGCCUGCAACAUGGACGAGAUGUGCCAGCGGCUGCGGACAGAGUACGUCUCCUUCUGCAUCCGGCGCCUGGCCCGGGCUGACACCUGCAACCGCUCCAAGUGCCACAAGGCUCUGCGCAAGUUCUUCGACCGUGUGCCGCCCGAGUACACCCACGAGCUUCUCUUCUGCCCCUGCGAUGACCCAGCCUGUGCCGAACGCCGGCGGCAGACCAUCGUUCCUGCCUGCUCCUACGAGUCCAAGGAGAAGCCCAACUGCCUGGCGCCUCUGGACUCCUGCCGGGAAAACUACGUCUGCAGGUCACGCUACGCGGAGUUCCAGUUCAACUGCCAGCCGUCCCCGCAGGCUGCGAGCGGCUGCCGGGGGGGGAGCUACGCGGCCUGUCUGCUGGCGUACACAGGGAUCAUAGGCAGCCCCAUCACACCCAACUACAUUGACAACUCAACUUCCAGCAUAGCUCCCUGGUGCACGUGCAACGCCAGCGGCAACCGGCAGGACGAGUGUGAGAGCUUUCUGCAUCUCUUCACCGACAACAUCUGUCUCCAAAAUGCCAUUCUGGCCUUUGGCAAUGGGACCUACCUGAAUGCAGCCGUGGCCCCAUCCAUCCCCCCCACCACACAGAUGUACAAGCAGGAGCGAAAUGCCAACAGAGCCGUGGCAACCCUCAGAGAGAACAGCUUCGAGCACCUCCAGCCCACCAAGGUGGCUGGAGAGGAGAGGCUCCUGCGGGGCUCCACUCGUCUGUCAUCAGGGACCUCCAGCCCAGCAGCUCUCUCCCACUGGGCAGCCUCUCCACUGCAGAUGUGGCUCCUCCACGCUCUGGCUGUGCUGAGCCUCUUCGUGAUGUGA
This is a messenger RNA of Opisthocomus hoazin, 1258 nucleotides long. The record is from RefSeq and is a predicted model, not a curated record. Lineage: Eukaryota; Metazoa; Chordata; Aves; Opisthocomiformes; Opisthocomidae.